UUACUCUUUGCUAUAACUUCCGCACACGAUAGCUAUAUAGUCUUCAUUACGCGAUGCAGUCAGGAAAGAGAACGAGCGGUUGGGCAUGCACAGAUCGUAAGAAUAAAAUUGCUAAAAUCCGAAACCUCGAUGGAUGAUAAUAAGGAUGCGAAAGAAGCAAGAAUCGAACUUGAAUUAGAAAGAACAAACGCGUACGUUCUCUCUCUUCUCAAGGACAAACGACGAUUGAACGCGGAUUUGGAGAACGAACGUAAGUUGUCAAGGAAGUUGAAGGAAGAAUGUUAUGAUUUGAGAAAGAGACUCAGAGAAUGGGAGACAGCAGGGAGUGAUUCGGCCGCUUGCUCUAAUACUAAUUCCCUCGUUAGCGUAAGCGAUCGAGGCGGAGCGGAAGAUCUCGCGUCGAAAAUCGAAGCUCUUGAGAAUAGUUUGCGCGAAUCACGCGCGCAAAUUAUAUCACUUGAGGAUCACAAAACAGUGUUGGAGUCGGAAAUCUUGAGAUUAGCAGAAGCGCUUGGAAAGGACAAUUCAUGUUCUGAGCUGGAGCUCUACGUAGAACAGCUAAGUAUUUACGAAAAUGACUUUCAGAAAGAGAGAAGUGACAAAGAAAAAGCAGAGAGUAAGGUCUCCGAGCUUUCAGAACAAAUCACAGACUGUCAAGACCUAAUAUCGACACUCACCCGUGAGGUAGACAUGUACAAGAACGCUUUUGAGCGAGAGAAAAGGGACAAAGAAGUGGCAAUGAUGCGGGAAAGAAGUGAAACGACCAUACAUAAUCUACCCUCUUAUUCGCAAUCGACACUGCCGAACUUUCCUGGAAAUUUAAGCGAUCAGGCUCGAGUUGCGUUACCCGUAUCCGCGCCACAUCUUCAAGUUGUUUAUCCUAUUGUAGACUCUGGGAUGCAGCAGCAAGACUCCAAGCGAAAAAGGGAACUUCAUCGCAGAGGUGUUCUCACUCGAGAUACCCCUGACACAACGGAUUUCUUCUGUGGUAGCUGAUUUUGAGCUGAUGCGUGUGAAAAAUAUAUUUCAUUAAUAUUAAACUACUACAGUCUGUCAACAAUCUGUAGCUUAAGACUUCCUCAUUGCGGACAUGCCUUCCUUUGUGUGAAAGCUAACCGCAGAGGAUCGAAGAGAGCAGGAGAGCCACAAAACCACAAGGAUAAUCGAAGACAUAUUACUGCUAUGUAUUUUUUGGCAGAAAUUGGACAGCUUCGCUGAUGGUAAAAUGCUCCACAGUAAUAAGAAUGGAUUUAUAUCGAAAACGAGCUCUGCGCGGAAACAGGACUUUUGUAAAUGUACAUUUGCAUUAACAAUCAUCUCAAGCACUAUUACGUGAGAUGUAAAAUCACGAAGAAAAAUAUCAACUUUAUAUGAAAUGAAAUUCAGAAAAUCAGCUUAUGUCGAAACAUGCUGCAGAAAAAAGUAAUUAACUGUAAAUCGUGUUUGAAACCAGCUGGCUGUGUGUUAGGAUUUAAUCGACUUCUGUGUGAAAGUUUUGUACAUACAAAUAAAAAAAACUCGUGCCAUUUA
Molecule: messenger RNA, 1530 nt
Organism: Stylophora pistillata
Lineage: Eukaryota; Metazoa; Cnidaria; Anthozoa; Scleractinia; Pocilloporidae
Biological process (GO): regulation of transcription by RNA polymerase II
Source: RefSeq, a predicted model, not a curated record